AUGAAUAUUCGCAGCCUUAGUAGUAGCUAUCUAGUGUUCUCCGCUUUACACAUUGUCCUCUUCACAAUGGCCAUCGUUUCGGCAGCCUUGUAUGGCAUAGAUCUCGCAAAUCGCAGCCCACAGAAUAAUCCUAAAGGUAGUCGGUGGAUUUUCGCGGAGGUAGUUGCUGGUCUUUCUGCUAUAACAUCGGUUUUAUACCUGAUACCGGACAUCUUGCGCUCCAUGUGUGUCUGGAUAUGGGACUUGGUCCUCUUUAUUCUCUGGAUAUCGCUUUUCGGAGUCUUUGGAAAGAUGUUUAUCCAUGAGCCGGUGGCCGACCAUAACAGCUCUCUCCACCGUAUGAAGGCCGCCGUGUGGGUUGAUCUAGCCAACGCCAUCCUUUGGCUAGUGGCCACGCUGGCCACCGCAACCUACUGGUGGGGGCACAAGGAACGAAGGAGUCGGUUCACUGGUAGGGCCAGCUUAUACUAG
Molecule: messenger RNA, 471 nt
Organism: Parascedosporium putredinis
Lineage: Eukaryota; Fungi; Ascomycota; Sordariomycetes; Microascales; Microascaceae
Source: the annotation of a GenBank genome assembly